Molecule: messenger RNA, 1125 nt
Organism: Gossypium arboreum
Lineage: Eukaryota; Viridiplantae; Streptophyta; Magnoliopsida; Malvales; Malvaceae
Exons: 3
Coding region: 1-1125 (374 amino acids)
Source: RefSeq, a predicted model, not a curated record
AUGAUCAAUGCUGGGGUGGACAGUGAGAAACCUCUCUAUCCUCUAGGUUUCACUCCGACAAAUGCACAGGCAUGUCCGCAAGGUGUACCAAUUAUCAGAACCCAGCAAAAUCAGGCCAGUACCUCAGCACCAGUGAAUUAUCUGAUAAGCUCAGACUCCAAUCUGUGGGGCAAUCCAACUACCCUUGUAGUUCCUGAUUUGAACGAAAUAGAAAAAGCAAAGAUGGAACUACCAAAACAACUCGAGGAUCGAUAUAGGUGGUUGGAGGAAAAAUUCAAGGCGAUGGAAAAUGAUGAUGAUUAUCGCAGAAUUGACGCCAGGGACCUGAGCUUGGUUCCAGACUUAAUACUUCCUUACAAGUUCAAGAUGCCUAAAUUAGAAAAAUAUAACGGGACUAGCUGUCUCGAAGCUCACAUUUCCAUGUUUUGUAGACGAAUGAUUGGGUAUGUCAAUAAUGACCAAUUAUUGAUUCACUGUUUCCAAGAAAGUCUAGUUGGGGCAGCAUCUAAAUGGUACAACCAAUUGAGCCGUACCCAGAUCAAUUCAUGGAAAGAUCUAGCACAAGCUUUCAUGAAACAGUAUAGUCAUGUGACAGAUAUGACUCCUGAUAGGAUUACUUUACAGAGCAUGGAAAAGAAACCGAAUGAGAGUUUCCGGCGAUAUGCCCAAAGGUGGAGGGAAGUUGCCAUACAAGUUCAGCCACAUCUCCUAGAAAAAGAGACUACCAUGCUUUUCAUCAAUACUCUGAAAGCCUCGUUCAUUGACUAUAUGUUGGGAAGCACUACUUUGAGCUUUUCAGAUUUAGUAAUGUCUGGUGAAUUGAUUGAAAACGCAAUAAGGAGUGGGAAGAUAGAUGCAGGAGAAAGCGCCAAGAGGUCAACCCAAAAGAUAAAUGAAAAUGAAAUGAACAUCGUGAGCAUGCCUUCCAAAUUGGUCAAUGUAGGCCAGCCGAAGAUUUUCUAUAUGUGGGGCAUGGAUGUUACCAGGCCAUUCUCAUCUAAUAUGCUUCGAUUUAUCUUGGUGGUCUUCGAUGACUUCAUGAAGAAGGAUCUUCACUGGGGCAACAAAUUGCUCAUUGGUUUAUGGGAUAAAAAUGGUUUUGAAAACAAGAUUCCUUUUCUCUGA